Boleophthalmus pectinirostris (great blue-spotted mudskipper) is the source of this 2121-nucleotide messenger RNA. It is a transcript of the gene piga, whose product is annotated as phosphatidylinositol glycan anchor biosynthesis, class A. Gene Ontology annotation, cellular component: glycosylphosphatidylinositol-N-acetylglucosaminyltransferase (GPI-GnT) complex. The record is from RefSeq and is a predicted model, not a curated record. NCBI's taxonomy places the organism in Eukaryota, Metazoa, Chordata, Actinopteri, Gobiiformes, Gobiidae. Bases 191 to 1639 code for a protein of 482 amino acids. Gene Ontology annotation, biological process: GPI anchor biosynthetic process. Gene Ontology annotation, molecular function: phosphatidylinositol N-acetylglucosaminyltransferase activity. The transcript has 7 exons.
UUUUCUUUCAUUAUGCGCCGGAAUAGAGCUCAGAUUAAAAGAGCACAUUUUAAAGACCUUUUGACUAUGUUCGUGGUAAGUAUUCUCACUAACAAAAGCCUAUUUGUUAUUUUUGGUGGCGAUAUAUAAUCUAUCUCUGUCUGGAAACCAAAUCAGCUGCUCUAGAGUAUAGUCAUAGGCAGAGGACAACAUGGGCCCGCGCAGGAGAGGGGCAGGUUCAAAAGUCCUGUCCUCUCAGAGGUCCGGCGGCCCCAAUGCAGAGGUCUUCAGAAAGAAGCACAAUAUCUGUAUGGUGUCAGACUUUUUCUAUCCAAAUAUGGGAGGAGUGGAAAGUCACAUUUACCAGCUGUCCCAGUGUCUAAUUGCAAUGGGACACAAGGUGGUAAUUGCCACCCAUGCCUAUGGCAGGAGGAAAGGCAUCAGGCACCUGACAAAUGGUCUGAAGGUGUACUACCUCCCAUUACAGGUCAUGUACAACCAGUCCACAGCAACCACGUGCUUUCACAGCCUGCCCCUGCUACGCUGUGUGUUUGUUAGGGAGCGGAUCACCAUCGUACACUCACACAGUUCCUUCUCUGCUAUGGCUCACGAUGCACUUUUCCAUGCCAAAACCCUGGGUCUCAAUACUGUGUUCACUGACCACUCACUCUUUGGUUUUGCCGAUGUCAGUUCUGUGCUGACCAACAAACUUCUGACUAUUUCACUCUGUGAUACCAACCAUAUAGUGUGUGUCUCAUAUACCAGUAAAGAGAACACAGUCUUGCGAGCGGCUCUCAACCCAGAAAUAGUCUCUGUCAUUCCUAAUGCUGUGGAUCCUACAGACUUUACCCCUGACCCUUCACAGCGCCAACAUGAUAAGAUUACAAUUGUUGUAAUAAGUCGGCUUGUUUAUCGCAAAGGUAUUGAUCUUCUUGGUGGAAUAAUCCCAGAGCUUUGCCUUAAAUAUCCAGAUUUACACUUCUUAAUUGGAGGCGAAGGACCAAAACGGAUUGUUUUAGAAGAAGUAAGAGAGAAAUACCAACUACAUGACAGAGUGCGUCUGCUGGGAGCUCUUGAGCAUAAGGAUGUGCGGGGGGUUCUGGUGCAAGGUCAUAUCUUCCUGAACACAUCUCUAACUGAAGCUUUCUGUAUGGCCAUUGUGGAAGGAGCCAGCUGUGGACUGCAGGUCGUGAGCACUCGUGUUGGAGGUAUUCCUGAGGUGUUGCCUGAGGACCUUAUUACUUUGUGUGAGCCCACUGUGCGGUCACUAUGUGCUGGUCUGGAGUCAGUCAUUGCACAACAUCGCGCUGGAGCUGUGCCUUCACCUGCUUCUAUUCAUGCACGGGUCCGUAACCUGUACACAUGGAGGAAUGUUGCAGAGAGGACUGAAAAGGUUUAUGACAGAGUUGCAGAAGAGGAGGUCCUGCCCCUGGACAGACGGAUACACCGGCUGAGGACUCACUGUGGCCCUGUGGCAGGGACCAUCUUUGCAUUUGUUGCUGUAUUAGACUUUCUGUUUCUGCUCCUCCUUCAGUGGCUGGUGCCAGAUCAAGUUAUGGAUGUUGCCGUAGAUGCCACUGGUCCUCAUGGGUUAUGGAAAGGGGAACAAAAAGAUGAGAUGGAUAGUAAACGGGAAUUAAGUAGAGAGCACAAUUUGUAGCAGAGUGCAUGGUGAGUCUUUAAAUACAUAAUAUUGUUUAUAUUACUGAUGAUCAAACCAGGGCUAAGAGCUACUACUGUACAAGUGUAUGAGAUGCUCAGGGAAAUUGUGGUACUCUUGUGAAUAGGCCUAUAUUAAAUAGCACUUUUUAUACAUACUCCCAUGACAUUGCUUAAGGACAAGAUAAGUUUUAUUAACCUUAUACCAGUUUGCUUUGUCUUAAACAUCCUGUUCAGGCGUUGGUGCCAUUUUUUUAUUACAUUUGACAAGUUUUAGGCUUAUUUUAAUGCAAACUACUGAUUGUUUUUGUUGGUCACUGGGUAAUAAAGCACAGUUUGUUGCACUGUACUGGAAUUAACACAAGAUUAUUUAUUUUUGAGCUAAAAACAAUUUUAUGUAACUGUUCUUCCUCAUUUAUUCAACAUGUCUCUGUGGUUGCUUUUACUACAUUGUGGUAAAUAAAUACUUUUUAUUAUCAGCCA